GUAGCGGAAGAACGGGCGAGAUUUAAAUCCUGUUGUUCUUGGCGGAUCUGAUGAUCCAGGACUAACUCUCAUUCUGUCGGUAAUAUUUUACAAUCGGGCUUGUCCACGAUUUAAUGCCGAGCCAAUAGAAAAGUUUAAAGGGAGUCAAGUUAAAGGCGGACAUUUGACUUGUAAACGGUGACAUUCUGAGCUGUUGUUUGGCUUUAGUGUUGUAGUUUAUUAACUCGACGUGACUAAAAAGCGGAAAAAAAACCUUUUGGCUUUGUUGUUUUUUGAAGGGAAUUUGAGCGGGACGAUCAAAAACUUUUUUUUUCCAAGAAACGAAGCUUUCCAGUUUUAACGUUUUGUUUAUCAGGAUGUCUAAAGAAAACAGCGACCCUGUUAACUGCAUUGAAUUUAUCAAUGAUCAGCUGUAUUUCGCCAUCCUCAAUCAGAAGAUCAGGAGCACACCUGAAAGACACUGUUUCUGCAUAGAUGAAGAACUCUCCUAUGAGAACUUUUAUGCGGACUUUGGUCCCCUCAACCUGGCUAUGUUUUAUCACUUCUCUUGUAAACUCACAAAGAAGCUCAAGUCUUUGGCACAUGCCAGAAAAAAGAUUGUGUUCUUCACCUGUGGGGACAAAAAGAAACAAGUGAAUGCUGCCUAUUUAAUAGGAUCAUAUGCAGUGAUGAAUCUUGAGAAAACACCAGAAGAAGCUUAUAGACUACUAGUCUCCAGAAAUGGCAAUUAUAUUCCUUUCAGAGAUGCUUCGUUUGGAACCUGCAUGUACAAGCUGAAUAUCCUGGAUUGUUUACGUGCAGUGCACAAGGCUCUGCAGUUUGGCUGGCUGGAUUUCUCCAACUUUGAUGUGGAGGAAUAUGAGCAUUAUGAGAGAGCUGAAAAUGGAGAUUUCAAUUGGAUUAUUCCAGGGAAAUUUUUGGCUUUUAGCGGUCCACAUCAGAAGAGCAAAAUAGAGAACGGUUAUCCUCUUCAUGCUCCUGAGGCUUACUUCCCAUAUUUCAGGAAGCACAACAUCACCACUGUCAUACGUCUAAACAAAAAAAUGUACGAUGCCAAACGGUUCACAGAUAUGGGUUUUGACCACCACGACCUGUUCUUUGUUGAUGGGAGCACACCGACCGAUGCCAUCGUCACCAAGUUCAUGAACAUCUGCGAAAAUGCAGAAGGUGCCAUAGCUGUUCACUGUAAAGCUGGCCUGGGUCGCACCGGGACUUUAAUAGGCUGCUACCUCAUGAAGCACUUUAGACUGACUGCAGCUGAGGCCAUCGCCUGGAUCAGAAUUUGCCGACCCGGCUCAGUGAUCGGACCUCAGCAGAACUUUGUUGAGGAUAUGCAGUCCAGUCUAUGGAUCGAGGGAGACCUGUACCGGCAGCAACAGUGUGAACAGGAAAACGGCAUUAACAAAGCAGCAGUCACAGGAAUAUUGUCGGGUUUGGACGACAUCUCCAUCAAUGGGACAAAUAAGAACAGUGCAAGAAAAACUGAAAUGUAUAAUGACGGCGAGGAGGAACUCAACGGCCUCACACAGGGUGACGAACUGAGGGCACUGAAGAGUAAACGGCAGUCCAGGGCAUCCACGGGUUCUUUAUCGGUCAUUCUGCAAUCAAGUGCACAGAGUUGUAAAUCUCAGAAUCCCUCAGAUAAUGAGGACGUUAGAAAACGAACCAAAACCUCACUUAGCUCCAGCAGAAAAAGCAGCUUAUUACAUUCCAGACUUGCACGGUCUUUAGGCAAUUUGCCUGUAAUGGCCAAUGAAAAGAACCAUGAGUUGUGUGAAGUUAACUCGAUGGCUCCAGAUAGAUUGAGCAAGAAAUCAAGCAUAAGGCGCAUUAUCUCGAUCAACAGUGAUCCGCUUGGUCCUUCUAUUCCAUCCUCAACUGAGGCAUUUGUUCACAACCUCAGUAUCAAUGUAAAGAACUGUGUCCAGAGGAAGGAAAAGGCUGCACUCUUUGCAAUCAUUGCACUUUACAAGACUAUGUCCUGCAGUCCCUAAAGCUAGAGCACCUCUACUGCGUUAACAUGGAUGGUUUUGGAAAACGAGUGCAAGAAAUCCCUGGACUAUUAUUCUUUUUCUUUUAUUCUUCUUUUUUUAUAUAUUAUAUAUUAUUCCAGUAAAGUAUAAAAACAGUCUCCUUUGAUCAGAAAACAGAUUGUAUUGACAAGCUUGAAUAAUUUUAUCUGCAAAAGCCAUUUUAUGUUUGUAUAGCAAAGUCCAAAACAUUGGGGGGUUUGUAAUGCUAAUGUGUGAGGGUUUUUUUUUUAACACCAUUUACAAUUAUGAGUCAAGGUCCUUUAAAAAAUGUAGCCUUGUUGUUUAAUAUAUAUAUAUAUAUUUUUUAUUAUUAAUGUCUCUGCAACUCGGUUACCUCUGUGCCCUGCCAAAAUCUGAAGGCUAUUGUUUUUCAUUUGAUAAUCUUUUCGUUUCACAGUUGACUGCUGUGCGUGUAUAUGAAUAUUUGAUACAUCAGAAAGGCCUGUUGUACAUUUAUACCUGUAAAUACUGUAAUAAUUUUUGGUUUAUUCAUGUCAAAUUGUAGUUCCUAUUUCUUGAGUACAUUUAUAUCUUAUGUACUAUAAAUCUUAGUUUGUAAGGGA
Silurus meridionalis is the source of this 2596-nucleotide messenger RNA. RefSeq names its product cell division cycle 14B (gene cdc14b). Bases 357 to 1994 code for a protein of 545 amino acids. Gene Ontology annotation, biological process: microtubule cytoskeleton organization; regulation of exit from mitosis; protein dephosphorylation. The transcript has 16 exons. Lineage: Eukaryota; Metazoa; Chordata; Actinopteri; Siluriformes; Siluridae. The record is from RefSeq and is a predicted model, not a curated record. Gene Ontology annotation, molecular function: protein tyrosine/serine/threonine phosphatase activity; protein serine/threonine phosphatase activity. Gene Ontology annotation, cellular component: mitotic spindle; spindle pole; centrosome.